AUGUGUGUCAGUCACAUCGAAGCCGAUCAUCUUUUGUUUACAUUAAAAAAUGUGCUUCGUAAUCUCCGCAUCACAUCACAUUGUGACGGUGUUUUUAAUACAAUUGGUUCCUUAAAUAGAACGCAAAAUGGGUCGACACAAGACAACCGAUCCGAACAAGGAUGUAAGGUCCAUCAAACAGGGGCUGCCGGGAAUACUUCGUCCAGAAUAUCGUGCUAUUCUGGUCCAAAUCAUCACAAUUCUGUCGAUUAAGGCCACAAAAAUAGCAAGUUUGGCAUCGUUGCUAUUGUUGAUGAUGGUGAACGAAAACAUUGAAGACAUUGAAGGCAAUAAUGGUGAAAAAAAUUUCGAACAGGGUGGGAAAAAAGUAAUCCAAAAUUGUUUUAGAGCUGUGCUCUUGGCCAACAUUGACAACGUGUCGCUGAUGUUACCGAAUUUUCGUCACAGGGUUGAAUCGCAUUUUAUUGAAUGGCCAACCAACAAUGGCUUCGACGCAGCGUUUACGUAUCUAUGGGAGCAGUAUAUGGAUAACGUCAAAACAAAUCUGACUACCCAUUGCAAAAGCCGAUUAAAGAAAUUCUUUGAAAUGCGCGUAUUUGAAUUGAACGAUUUUACAGCGCAGUACAAUUAUUUCAACGAUCGGUUUGGUCACGGUAACGUAUUGCCAUAUUACGACAAUGUUGACAUAACAAAUGCCAUCAACUACACAUAUCAUCGCAGAAAUACCACCAAUGGUGAUAACAACGUGAAUUGCGACUGGGCGAGUUGUUAGAUGAGCUACGUUUUAUUGGUGAACCAGAAGAUUGCAACAUCAAGGAUUUCGUAAAGAAUGACUGGUUCAAAUCCAUUCGCAUGUGGAUGUUCAUUCAGCGCUCUAUCCGGAUGUUUCAUAUCACGUACAAAGAUCGCCGUGAUAAACCACGAUUCCGGAAUUUCGUUGUUGUACCGAUAUGGGAUUUCCAACGGCGACAAAUUCGUGUCAAAUUUGGUAAACAAAAAUCCCAAAAAGGAACGCCAAAUUGGAGAAAAAAUGAGAAGAAAGAAUUCAGUGCAAACAAGCAUGGGAGUUGGAAUCUGUUUUUCGAUAUGGAGAAAAUUUGCAAAUUGGUGAUGAUAUCAUUGGGACGCAAAACAAAAUCGUCGUGAUGCGAAAGCCAAAAGAAUCGAAAUGAACCAUCCGUUUUCUACAUUGGAGCCGGAAGAUCAACACCAGCCGAUUAGAAUCAAGAAAUAUGUACGCUGUCCAGGCACGCGCAAACUCAUUAGAUCGAUCAUGAAACGCGGCAAUUGCAUCAUUCGAGUGGUCGAUGAAUACAUGACAUCACAGCAUUGUCCAUUGUGUUUCAAGCGAUUUCCACUAGCAACUCGAGGCGAUCGAUACAAGACAUGUGUGGGUUGUGCACCAAAUCCAAUUGUUGGACUUACCAACACUCAUUGUAACCAAUGUGAGCAAACGAAAAUAAAACUGAUGAUUUGUUGACGAUUUAUUUAGUUUUCCUUCAAAUUAAUGCAAAUGCGACGAACAAUUGAACGAAUGUGGCGCGAGAAAUGGGCGAUGAAAUUGCUGCAACUCUUCGGAAUGGACCGAAUGCAGGUCGUUUGGUGUCAAAGAAGCAACGCUUCUUCAAAACAUGGCUACAAAAUGUUGCAAACAUUGAAAUCGAGGGAGCUGCUGGAGCACAACCAACGCUCAAAACUGUAUGGCAUCGUGAUAUCGCAGCAGCGAAGCUGAUCCAGUACAAAGCUAUGCAAUCUGAUGAAAUUGAUACAAAUUGUAAACGAAUUGAUAAUAAUGUGUUUUCGUUAUUUCAUUUGGAACUUGAAUGUGUGGUGUUCAAGCGGACAAUUCAUCCAAAUGUACGCAGACCACCCCAUGUUGUCAACAAUCAACCAUUACCAUUGUAUCGCGGUCAGAAUCAGAAUGUCAACAAUGGACAACUGCAGCCGUAGAAGUAGCAGCGUUCAUUCAACGAAAUCAACUAUAUUCAAUCAAAUCAUAAUUUAGAAAUUAGUUAAAACAAUUAUUUGUUAGUACGCUAGGCUUGAUUAAAUUGUGGCAUUGCCCCAGUACAAGUAUUCUUGUAGUUCGGUUAAGUCCAAAUGUCAAACAGUUGACAUUAUUCAAUCACAGAAAAUAUUGACAACAAGUUUUUUUCCACUUAAACUGAAAGUUGUCCCACGUUUUCACUUUAUAAUGACGGAAAGAUAAAACAAAUUUGGAAUAACAUUAACAUUGUGAUACAACAUUUAUUUGUAUGAAGCUGAUUUAGAAUAGUGAUAAAUGACGUGUGCCAUUUUUGAAGUCAAAUUAAUGAUUUUAUUUUGUUUACCACUAAAUUUUUCUGAUUUGAUUAUAUUGUGUUAAUUAAAAAAAAAUCCUAUUUUCUAUAAAUUAAGUCCAUUACAUUAAUAAUCAAUACGUAUCAUGCGUGGCAUUCGACGAUCGGUAAAAACAAAAAUACUUUUGUUAUCAUUGGUUCUCGCAACAUUCGUAUUAUACCUCAAAUUUCAAAUCAAAUUUAUAACGAAAAAUUCAGAUAUACUCGAAAAUGACAUGCACUAUAAUAGUCAAAAACUUAAAUUAGUUGAAGACCAAAAUAAAGUGGAUACAAAUGCGAACACUCUUGAUUACAAGAAAUUUAUUGAUGCUGAUUUUGCAAAACAAGUGAAAGGAUUUGGUAAUAAUGGAAAGGCCUCAGUUCUUACAAAUGCAAAAUCUAAAGAAAUUGGUGAGCAUCAAUUGAAAAAAAUUGCACUGAAUGAAGAAUUAAGUGAACACUUGAGCUAUAACCGAACACUUCACGAUGCUCGCAAUCCUUUAUGUUUAAAUCAGUAUGUGAAUUUGAAUGCGCUUCCAACAACUUCUGUUGUUAUUAUAUUUUACAAUGAACCAUAUUCUGUUUUGGUGCGCACUGUUCAUAGUGUCUUGAAUACAGUCAAUUUCCGUUUGUUGAAGGAAAUAAUUUUAGUAGAUGAUUGUAGUACAAAUGAGGCACUUAAAGGAAAAUUAGACUACUAUGUGCAUACAAAAUUGCCAAAAAACUUUGUGAAAAUUAUUCGUCUUAAACAUAGGUUGGGAUUGAUUCGAGCUCGUUUAGCAGGAGCACGUUUAGCAAAUGGAGAUGUUCUAGUCUUUUUAGAUGCUCAUUGUGAAGCAAAUCAAGGUUGGAUUGAGCCUCUAUUGGCUCGUAUCAAGCAAUCCCGGACCAGCGUAGUAGUUCCAAUUAUCGAUGUGAUUGACGCUAAAGACUUCCACUACAGUAUUAAUGGUUAUAAAAAUUUUCAGGUCGGAGGUUUUACGUGGAACGGCCACUUCGAUUGGAUUAAUGUGCCGGAAAGAGAAAAACAACGUCUUCGGAAGGAUUGUGGUGAGAAGGCUGAUAUAUGUCCCACAUUCAGCCCAACAAUGGCAGGCGGUCUUUUUGCGAUAUUACGAGAAUAUUUUUGGGAUAUUGGGUCAUACGAUGAACAAAUGGAUUUCCAGACAAUAGAGACACACACGGUAUAAAUACCGUGAGGAUGGCAAAAGUGUGGAUGUAUGGCUGAGAUUCUAAUUAUUAUCAUUUUCAUUAUAUAUAUGAAUGGGUAAGAAUAAUCAUGAGCUCCAAACAUUCUUUA
Messenger RNA from Contarinia nasturtii (swede midge), 3618 nucleotides. RefSeq names its product polypeptide N-acetylgalactosaminyltransferase 1 (gene Pgant1). The transcript has 10 exons. Gene Ontology annotation, cellular component: Golgi apparatus. The coding region runs from base 2426 to 3508 and encodes 360 amino acids. Lineage: Eukaryota; Metazoa; Arthropoda; Insecta; Diptera; Cecidomyiidae. The record is from RefSeq and is a predicted model, not a curated record.